Molecule: messenger RNA, 607 nt
Organism: Adelges cooleyi (spruce gall adelgid)
Lineage: Eukaryota; Metazoa; Arthropoda; Insecta; Hemiptera; Adelgidae
Exons: 6
Coding region: 62-607 (181 amino acids)
Source: RefSeq, a predicted model, not a curated record
GUGACUAAAUACACUGCAACUUUUUUAAUACUGAACCAAUUUCUUCGAGUAGCAACUAUAAAUGACAAAUUUUAUCCAGAACGCCUACUUUCCUAGUAAAGAAAUGAUAACAAUUACCAAACGUGAAAAGGCGAAAAGACAUUUUACUGGAAAAGCUUUGAAAAAUGUAGUUACCCAAAUAUUAGAUCAUUCUGAGCGUCAUGAAAUAUACCAAAGAAAUUACAAAGCUAGUCGCAAAGAAAUUGUGAAAUUGAACGAACUUGGAAAGGCGAGAAGACGUCUUACUGGAGAAGCUAUAAAAAAAGUACUUACCCAAAAAUUAGCUGAAAAGUUCUCGACUGACAAGAUGUAUGUUCAGAGAAUUUGCACUUUGAUAGGAAUGUGGAUUAGUGUAAAAACGUCUUUACUAACGUCUUACAUUAUAGAAUCUGACGCUUGUGUAAUAGAUUACGAUGUCUAUCGUUCUGUAAAAUACAGGCCAUUGAAGGGCAAAUGGUGUCAAGUAAAACUCUUUUACAAAGACAAAAAAAUAGAAGAACUAAAAGUACAACUACUCAAGGAUCAUUUCCUAAUUGAGGAACAGAACCGGCUUAACAAUUUAGACUAG